CACCCCACAGUCCUGGUGCCGAUGGGGACGCUGCUGGGGGGGGAUCCCUGUCCCUCGGGCUCCCCGCGGUGACAGCAGGGACCCGAUCCUGUCCUCAGCAGGAGCACAGAGCCGCCUGCGUGGGCACGCAUCGCCCCCAGCCCCGCAGGGAGGGGAGGCCGGGCGGGGGCACAGGCAAAAAGCCUCAUCCCUGGCGCGAGGGCGCUGCCUGCCAGGGCUGCUCUGCUUUCUCCCCUGGGAACCAGUCGAGCCGGCGGGCGAGGAGCGGUGAGGUGGCAGUGUCACCGGGCCAGGAGGGGACAGGCAGGACGCGCCAGGCUCUGCUGCAGCAGCUCCCAGCACAGGCAGCCUCCAGCAGCUCUGUCGGGCAGCGGGGGAUGGACCCCAGGGCAGGGCAGGAGCCCAUCAGUGUGCUCGGGCUCAUCCUGGGCCUGGGGCUGGCCCUGCUGAUCCUGGUGCUGUUUGGCUACGCCUUCGUCCGCUGCUACCAGCAGGGCCGGUGCUGGAGCCGGCCUGACUUCGUCUUCAACCUCUACCACAGCCGCGGGCUGAGGUCGGUGGCGGUGGAGCUGGCACCACCAUUCAGCAUCAGCGGCUUGCUGAGCGAGGCGGGGGGCGGCUACGUGCGCUUCCAAGAGCAGAGGCUCUGAGGCUGGUGAGCAGGUAGGGCACAGCCCCGCUCCCCACGCGUGUCCCCAGCCACUUGUGGCCCCUCUGCAGUGCCGUGGCCCCGUGGCUGCCCUGCAGAGCCCACCCGCAGCGUGUGCGGGGCCGUGCGGCCGGCGGCGUUUGGGUGCUGGGUGAGAAACGCUGCGCCCCACUGCCUCCUUCCCCUCUUGUAGUCCCAGCUGUGGCUUUCCCUGGGAUAGUCCCAAGGUUUUUCCUCCAAAAGUCCUCCCUGAGCCUGUGGGGCAUCAGGGGUUUUCCCUGGGCUCUGGUUUUAUUUCUCUCCUUGCAGGCUUUGGCCCGUGCCACAGCGCUCUGCUGCCUGUGCAGUGAGCUCCCCGUGCUGCUGCAGGGCGAUGGGGGGGUUCCCUGGCUGCCCCCUCCCACAGCUUUUGGGAUCAGCAGGGUGCCCUCAGGGUGGGUGCUUUGGGCUCUCAUUGUGCCAUCCCUGGCUGGGACAGCCCUGCAAUGCUGUCCCUGUACCCUGUGGGACUUUGAACGGGCUCGUGGCCGGGGGCAAAGGGGUCCGGGGCUGCAGCACGUGUGCUCCCCAUGCCAGCACGGCCCUGGCUGCUUCCCCCCUGCUGUCUCAUCCCCACUGCCAGCGACCACAGAAAGAGCAACCAAAAUCAGCCGUGGGGGAGUUCCUCUGUUCUCAGUUCUUCAAAAAACUGCCCCCAGAUAUGCUGGAUUUCUACCAAAAUUGGAACAGAGCAGUUUCUGUUCUACAGAGCUUCUUCAUCUGCUCCCUGCAGCUGCGGUCCCCUCCCCGGCCAUGGGGAGAGCUGCAAGGUGCCAGCUGCUCUCCUGGGGCUGGGGCACGGGCUCAGCCUCCCCUCGCUUGAAGUGGAGAAAACAGGGCUCUGCUUCACCCCAAGCACCCAAAGAGAAGCAAAUUGUCCCCACGGUGCCCCGUGGCUCAGACAUCCCAGCGCUCAGGCCCAGGCGGAGCAGGGCUGCAGAAGGGCGAGGAACUGCAGAGCCCGGCGCCGCAGAAAGGGCUGGCUUUGUGCAAUAGGGGAAAACGCACAAGGAAAUGAGACUGCUUCGCGUUUCCCUCAGCCAAAUAUCUGAGCCAAUGUGGAAAUUUCUGCCAUCUGCACUGACCCUGUGAGCGAACACGUCAGAAAGCCCCUGUGGGUUGCCUUGUGGCUUUCUGGUGUGGCUCGCAUGGGGCGCAGCAGCCUGGCACCGGGGGGCUCGGGUGCAGCAGGACAGGUCCCUGGGGCUGUAUGGGGCAGCUCUGGGCUGUGCCAGAGCACUGGGCACACCGUGAGCCCACUGUGGGAUGGGGAUCAGUGCCCAUGGCCUGGUGGCAUCUUGGUAAGAAGGGGCCAGGACACCUUGCUCCUGUCCCACCGUGCGUGCGCUGCGUGCCCAUGUCCUCGUAGCCCCCGUUGUGUGGGCACACAUCCAGCCGGGUGCCCAGGGGGUGCCCAGCACAGCACCCUGUGCCAACAUGCUCUGCAACCCUCA
Anas platyrhynchos (mallard) is the source of this 2142-nucleotide messenger RNA. Lineage: Eukaryota; Metazoa; Chordata; Aves; Anseriformes; Anatidae. The record is from RefSeq and is a predicted model, not a curated record.